This is a messenger RNA of Gavia stellata (red-throated loon), 2597 nucleotides long. RefSeq names its product protein kinase AMP-activated non-catalytic subunit gamma 2 (gene PRKAG2). NCBI's taxonomy places the organism in Eukaryota, Metazoa, Chordata, Aves, Gaviiformes, Gaviidae. The transcript is spliced from 17 exons. The record is from RefSeq and is a predicted model, not a curated record.
AUGCGCUUGCCUUUAGGGAAAAGCUUCGAAUGCAGUUCUUCAAUGGACGUUUCCAGCCAGACUGCAGGAUUUUUCAGAGCUGUGCAAGCUCGAGUGCACUGCAGGACUCUGCCGAGAAGCACGCAUUCUUCAGGCUGAGAUCUCAGCUCAUUUGCCAUGCCAUUCUUGGACGGUGAUGUGGAGAGCACAGACAAAAAUGCUUCUCGCAAGGUGGAAGAAAGCUACUCUGCCAGCAGUCCUUCAAAAAGCUUUUUCUCAAAAGGGCUCCAGAACCGACCUUCCAGCCCUGUUUCUGCCCCUGUGAGAUCCAAACAUAGCCCUGGCUCACCCAAAACAGUGUUCCCCUUCCCCUACCAGGAGUCUCCCCCACGCUCCCCUCGCCGAAUGAGCUUCAGUGGGAUCUUCAGGUCCUCCUCCAAAGAGUCUUCCCCCAAUUCUAACCCGUCUACCUCUCCUGGGGGCAUCAAGUUUUUCUCCAGAUCAAGAAAAACCUCUGGCCUCUCCUCUUCUCCAUCUACCCCAACACAAGUGACCAAGCAGCCCACAUUUCCUCUUGAAUCCUAUAAGCAUGAGCCUGAGAGACUAGAAACACGGAUUCACUGUUCUUCACCUCCGGACACAGGGCAGAGAUUUUCUUUGCCUCCAUCUCAAAGUGCAGCCAAGCCUCCUGUCAUGACACCAGCUCCCUGUGCUACCUCAAAACCAGCGGCGGCGGCGGCAGCGGCUCCGGCUCCCUCUCAGCACCCGGCCGCCUCCGAAGGGAUGCUGGAGAAACUAGAGCUCGAAGAUGAAGCACUUGAAGAAUCGGAAAGUGACAUUUAUGUGCGAUUCAUGAGGUCACACAAGUGUUAUGACAUUGUUCCAACAAGCUCUAAGCUUGUUGUUUUCGACACUACGCUACAAGUAAAGAAAGCCUUUUUUGCCUUGGUGGCAAAUGGUGUGAGAGCAGCUCCACUGUGGGAGAGUAAAAAACAGAGUUUUGUAGGAAUGUUAACAAUUACAGAUUUCAUUAACAUACUGCAUAGAUACUAUAAGUCUCCAAUGGUUCAGAUUUAUGAAUUGGAGGAGCACAAGAUAGAAACCUGGAGGGAGCUUUAUUUACAAGAGACAUUUAAACCUUUAGUGAACAUCUCCCCAGAUGCAAGCCUUUUUGAUGCUGUAUAUUCAUUGAUCAAAAACAAAAUCCACAGAUUGCCAGUUAUAGAUCCCGUCAGUGGAAAUGCACUUUAUAUACUUACCCAUAAAAGAAUCCUGAAGUUCCUCCAGCUUUUUAUGUCAGAGAUGCCAAAGCCUGCCUUUAUGAAGAAGAAUCUGGAUGAACUUGGAAUAGGAACUUACCACAACAUUGCCUUCAUACAUCCAGACACUCCUAUCAUUAAAGCCUUGAAUAUAUUUGUAGAGAGAAGGAUAUCGGCAUUACCUGUUGUGGAUGAGUCAGGAAAAGUUGUAGAUAUUUAUUCCAAAUUUGAUGUAAUAAAUCUUGCUGCUGAAAAAACAUAUAAUAACCUAGAUAUCACAGUGACGCAAGCCCUACAGCACCGUUCUCAGUAUUUUGAAGGUGUUGUAAAGUGUAGUAUGCUGGAAACACUGGAGACCAUUGUGGAUAGAAUAGUGAAGGCUGAGGUUCAUCGUUUGGUGGUAGUGAAUGAAGCAGAUAGCAUUGUGGGUAUCAUCUCCCUUUCUGACAUUCUACAAGCUUUGGUACUCACACCAGCAGGUGCCAAACAAAAGGAGAAUGAAAGUGAAUGACUGCUGUGAAUGUAUACGCGUUUGUAGGAGAACUUGAACAAAGUUUCUGGGUCAAGUUUGUCUCAAGAACAGUGACUGCAAUAGAACAGAGCAGGAUGGUUGAGAAUGUGUAUUGGGACUUAGUGAUGGAUGAUGAGUCAAUUCCCCCCCAGUGAUGUCGCAAAAAAGCAGCAUGACAAAAGCUUAUGUUAAAAUGUAGGCUUGUAUUUCAAAAUGUCUUCAAAACAUUUGCUGGAAGACUUCACAUUAUGUCCUUCAUUAAAAUGCACUGUAUUCUGAAACUUUUCAUUUUGUAUUUGACAGAAGUCACUGGUCAGCAAUGGAUAUAUGUGACAUAAGGCAAGUGUAUGGCAUAUUCAUAUCAUAGUGCCUUAUGUCAAAAUACAGCAAUAUGUCAUCACUGUUGCCCAUCACUGUCAAAGGAAGUAUUGUGCUAAACGAGACACUGUAUUUGAAUGUGAAAGUCUUUAAACCUAAAACCAAAUCAGUUUCAGUUCUCAUUAGAUUUGUCAUAAAAGCUGUAAUUUGAAUAUCGGUAGACUUCUUUAAAAUUUCAAUGACAGUUUUGUGUUAAAUGUUGCAUUCUGAACGGAGAUGUAAAACAAGACUGAUUUUAAAAACAGCUUUAUUUAUUUUUACUUUCAUGACAAUUUUUUACACAUCUUUUGGUGGAUAGCUAAUAUUUCACCAUUCAUUAAUAAACUGUUGAUUGUUAUACAAACAAGUGGUAGAUUUUCUCAUUAUUUAAAACUUUGGAGUUGCAGAUGCUGUGGCCUGUUGAUCAGUCCACAUUACUUGAGCUGAAGAUUCCAGAAGCAUGGAUCAAAAGUGCUCUGUACUGUAAUACA